GAACCGCUCGGCCCUGGAGCGGUCAGGCGACGGACGACAGGAGGACUGCCAGCCCUCCAGCUGGGACUUCUGCGACGGGCAGGAUCUCAGGGUAAAACAGUGCACGAACAUCACGAUGGCAGAUCUGCUGGAGGCCCACAAGCAGAUGGGCAGGACCCAGUACGCUCAGCAGUACAAGCAGCAGCCGCAGGUGUUCAGGGCACCAGCAAACCCCGGCUUUGCGGACGCAGUCGGCGAUACCUUGGCGCUGUCAGUGGUCACGCCCAAGCACCUGCAUGACCUCGGUCUUCUGCAUGAGUCUGUCGAUGACCCGGAGGUGAACAUGAACGUGCUGAUGGCGACGGCGCUGGAGAAGAUGGCGCGGCUGCCGUUUGGCUACCUGAUGGACAAGUGGCGCUGGGGCGUGUUCUCUGGUGAGAUCGGCGCCGACCAGCUCAACUGCGAGUGGUGGCGACUGCGGCAGGAGCUGCAGGGCGUGCGGCCGCCGAAGCAGCGCGCCGAGGCCAACUUCGACCCGGCCGCCAACGAGGCCGUGGUCGCCAACAAGCCCUACAUCAGGCACUUUGUCUCGCUGGUGCUGCAGUUCCAGCUGCACCAGGCGCUGUGCGAGGCUGCCGGUCAGUUCGACGCGUCCGACCGGGCUCGGCCCCUGCACCGCUGCGACAUCUCCGGCAGCAAGGAGGCCGGCGGCAAGCUGGCAGCGAUGAUGAGUCUGGGGCGCUCGGAGCCGUGGCCGGACGCACUCGAAGUCAUCACGGGUCAGCGCGAGAUGGACGCCACAGCGCUGCGGGACUACUUCCAGCCGCUGGAAGACUGGCUACGGCGUGAGAACCAAGAGACGCGCGAGCACAUCGGCUGGAAGAGUGAGGAGUCCGCUUGUGUGCGUGACCCUUCAGCACCCUUGCCGACACCAGAGCCAGAGCCGGAGCCGGAGCCGGAACCGGAGCCAGAGCCGGAGCCAGAGCCGGCGGGAGGGAGCUCCUCGCACGACCACGCGCACACGCACGGCGAUGGCCAGGCCGAGCACAAUCACCCCCACCCCCAUGACCAGGGCCACGACCUGGGCCCGAAUCACGCUCACGACGACCACGAUCACGACCACGGUCACGACCACGAUCACGACCACGAUCACGAUCACGAUCACGAUCACGGCCACGGCCAUGAUCACGACCACGACCAUGGCGUGGAGGGCAAGCUGUCCGGACAGGACGCUGAUGGCAGUGAUGAUGACGACAGCGGGUCACCGGGCGUCGGUGGCGGCCUGCCCACAUUGACGUCACUGGCUCUGCUGGCAGCCGCCUUGCUCGCGCUCGUCUGAGCGGCUGCGGCGUGUCUCGAGCGGGACAGCUCUUCUGCGGCGUGAGUGUCUCGAGCGGGACAGCUCUUCUGCGGCGUGGUGUCUUGAGCGGGACAGCUCUUCUGCGGCGUGGUGUCUUGAGCGGGACAGCUCUUCUGCGGCGUGAGCGUCUCGAGCGGGACAGUUUUUGCGGCAUGAGUGUCUCGAGCGGGACAGCCCUUCUGCGGCGUGAGUGUCUUGAGCAGGGUAGCUCUUCUUAGCACAGCCUCGAGCGGGAUAGCUUUCCUGUGAUGUGAGUGUCACAAGUAUGGCAGCUCUUCCCUGGUGGGACUGUCUCAAACCGGACAGCUCCUCCAUGGCGAGAACGAGCAGCAAGCAUCCGUCUGGGGUGGGACUGUCUCAAACCGGACAGCUCCUCCAUGGCGAGAGCGAGCAGCGAGCAUCUGUCUGGGGCGGAAAUGUCUCGAGCAUGGAUGGUAUCUGCAGGACGCCAGCGGCCAGCUCACCCGUGCUGAAGCUCGGCAUCCUGCGGCUGAUGCUCGCCGCUGGACUCUGUCCGGGUGGGACGUGCUGUGGAAGGCGCUGCGGGUCGGACUAGCGCUGGGUCGGGGCGAGAUCAUGUCUGAGCUCACGGGUCUGUCGGUGAAGUGACUGUGCUGUUCGUUAUCUGGCUUGGGGUACAGCCGCGCUUGUUUAAGUGGGUAUUGAAUUCCCAAAAUGAGGUGAUUUACGUGGCCUGAUACAACUGUCGCUGUAAACAAACAUUCCGCCCUGUAACGAUGCAAUCUUUCGUUACGAGCAAUCUCUUUAAAGUCAACGCGGUGUUUGUCAUAAGCAUCUUUCUCGCAGAGAAUCCAAGUGGGGCGAAUCGGUGGCAUUCCGUUUUUCGCAAUCUCUUACCGUGAUCGCAACGUCUGUCGUAUAACAACAUGAAUAUAUUGAUCGAGUGAA
This is a messenger RNA of Pollicipes pollicipes, 2248 nucleotides long. Its product is annotated as angiotensin-converting enzyme-like. Gene Ontology annotation, cellular component: plasma membrane. The transcript has 7 exons. NCBI's taxonomy places the organism in Eukaryota, Metazoa, Arthropoda, Thecostraca, Pollicipedomorpha, Pollicipedidae. The record is from RefSeq and is a predicted model, not a curated record. Gene Ontology annotation, molecular function: peptidyl-dipeptidase activity; metallopeptidase activity. Bases 116 to 1318 code for a protein of 400 amino acids. Gene Ontology annotation, biological process: proteolysis.